Molecule: messenger RNA, 1963 nt
Organism: Empidonax traillii (willow flycatcher)
Lineage: Eukaryota; Metazoa; Chordata; Aves; Passeriformes; Tyrannidae
Product: proto-oncogene tyrosine-protein kinase Yrk
Exons: 13
Coding region: 198-1811 (537 amino acids)
Biological process (GO): protein phosphorylation; cell differentiation; cell surface receptor protein tyrosine kinase signaling pathway
Cellular component (GO): extrinsic component of cytoplasmic side of plasma membrane
Molecular function (GO): ATP binding; non-membrane spanning protein tyrosine kinase activity; signaling receptor binding
Source: RefSeq, a predicted model, not a curated record
GCCUCGACACCCCGGCCCCCGACGCCGGGAGAAGCGGGUGCUGCCGUGGCACCCCGGCCGGGGGUCCCGUCGGGAGCGGCUCGGGAGCGGCGGGUCCAUGCCAGGCGGAGCAGGAGCGCUGACGGUGCCUCUUCCCCUCCCCGAGGUGACAUGGAGCAGCUGAAGUGACCCGAGGAGCCCUCACAGCGGUGCCCAGGAUGGGCUGCGUGCCCUGCAAGGAGAAAAGGGCCGGCAAAGGGCAGGCGGGGGGCGAGGGGGGCUCCCCCCCGCCUCCCCCCUCCCAGUAUGACCCAGACCCCACCCAGACCGGAGCCAGCUUCACCUGCAUCCCCGACUUCAACAACUUCCAGGGCCCAGCAGUGCCCUUGGCCCCGUCCUUGGCGGGGCCGGGCGUGUUCACCUCCAACACUCUGCAGAUGAGGAGCGGGGGCAUCGCAGGUGGGGGGGUGACACUCUUCAUCGCCCUGUACGACUAUGAGGCCCGGACGGAGGAUGACCUGACCUUCCAGAAAGGGGAGAAAUUCCACAUCAUCAACAACACGGAGGGGGACUGGUGGGAGGCCAGGUCGCUGAGCUCGGGCGCCACGGGCUACAUCCCCAGCAACUACGUGGCCCCUGUGGAUUCCAUCCAGGCAGAGGAGUGGUACUUCGGGAAGAUCGGGCGCAAGGACGCGGAGCGGCAGCUCCUGUGCCACGGCAACUGCAGGGGCACCUUCCUCAUCCGGGAGAGCGAGACCACCAAAGGGGCCUAUUCGCUCUCCAUCCGGGACUGGGACGAGGCCAAGGGCGAGCACGUGAAGCACUAUAAGAUUCGGAAGCUGGACAGCGGGGGGUACUACAUCACCACCCGUGCCCAGUUCGACACCGUCCAGCAGCUGGUCCAGCACUAUAUAGAGCGGGUGGCCGGGCUGUGCUGCCGCCUGGCCAUGCCGUGCCACAAGGGCACCCCAAAACUGGCCGACCUGUCGGUCAAAACCAAAGACGUGUGGGAGAUCCCCCGGGAGUCCCUCCAGCUCCUCAAGAAGCUGGGGAACGGGCAGUUCGGGGAAGUCUGGAUGGGCACCUGGAAUGGCACCACGAAGGUGGCAGUGAAGACGCUGAAGCCGGGCACCAUGUCCCCCGAGGCCUUCCUGGAGGAGGCCCAGAUCAUGAAGCGGCUGCGGCACGACAAGCUGGUGCAGCUCUACGCCGUGGUGUCCGAGGAGCCCAUCUACAUCGUCACCGAGUUCAUGAGCCAGGGCAGCCUGCUGGAUUUCCUGAAGGACGGGGACGGCCGCUACCUGAAGCUGCCCCAGCUGGUGGACAUGGCAGCCCAGAUCGCGGCGGGCAUGGCGUACAUCGAGCGGAUGAACUACAUCCACCGGGACCUGCGUGCCGCCAACAUCCUGGUGGGGGACAACCUGGUGUGCAAGAUCGCUGACUUCGGCCUCGCCCGCCUCAUCGAGGACGACGAGUACACGGCACGGCAGGGUGCCAAGUUCCCCAUCAAGUGGACGGCCCCAGAGGCCGCGCUUUUUGGCAAGUUCACCAUCAAGUCGGACGUCUGGUCCUUCGGCAUCCUCCUGACCGAGCUGGUGACCAAAGGCAGGGUGCCCUACCCAGGGAUGAACAACAGGGAGGUGCUGGAGCAGGUGGAGCGGGGGUACCGCAUGCAGUGCCCCGGGAACUGCCCGCCGUCCCUGCACGAGGUGAUGGUGCAGUGCUGGAAGCGGGAGCCCGAGGAACGCCCCACCUUCGAGUACCUCCAGUCCUUCCUCGAGGACUAUUUCACCGCCACCGAGCCCCAGUACCAGCCCGGGGACAACCAGUGACCCCCGCCCUGAGGCUCUGGGGUGGCUUCGGGGGUGAAUCUCCCACUUUUAUUGGGGAGGGGUGUUGCUCCUUUUGGCUGUGCCCCCCCCCCCCAAAAAAAUGCCUGUUGAGUGGUGCUCAGGGUGCCCCGGGGAGGACGUGGGGCUUUGCA